This is a messenger RNA of Pelobates cultripes (western spadefoot toad), 12460 nucleotides long. Lineage: Eukaryota; Metazoa; Chordata; Amphibia; Anura; Pelobatidae. The record is from the annotation of a GenBank genome assembly.
CUCACACCCUCUCUCACUUCUCAGUAUUGAUAUAUAAAACUAACAAAAAGGAUUCACAGUCAUUCUGCUCCAAGGAACAUUCACUUAGGAACUAUUCUACUAUUUAUUCAAACAAAACCAAAUCAAAUGUUUGCAGCUAGCAAGGUGAUGCUCUGUGGGUUAAUAAUGCUUUUUUCAGGUACGUAGAAAGAAUAAUAUGACCGUAUAAUAAAUUCUAAGCAAAUUCUUAGUAACCUUUUUUUUUAUUCAAGUAUACUAAAUUAUAAUUAACACAUAUUAAUACUUAUAUAACAAAUAAUACAUAUAUAAAUAGCACUUGUAGUAUACUUGGUUAUUAUUCAGUAAAUGUUAUUAUUAUUACUAUUAUUAUUUAUAAAGUGGCAAUAAAUUCUGUAAAACAGGUACAACAGGUUGACUAGCUGACAAGCAUUUGUAACAUUCUAGGGGAUAAUAUACUAUAAAUAUAUAUAUCUAUAUAUAUAUAUAUAUAUAUAUAUAUAUAUGAUAUAUAUAUAUAUAUAUAUAUAUAUAUAUAUAUAUAUAUAUAUAUAUAUAUAUAUAUAUAUAUAUUGUUGUGUUUUAGUUCAUAUACUUGUUCCUUUCUAUAGUAACAUUGAUACACUACGUAUACUGUAACAGAGGCCAGGGAGUAAUGAUCUUUAUAAAUCAUAUUGCAAUGCAGGCAAUGUUAUGACAUCUGUUAUUUUUCAUUGAUGUAACUGUUAUCCACCCAAUUCUUAUUUCUCUCCUAUUUAACUCCUACCACAAUAUAUAAGACUAUUAACAAGAUUAAAAAAAAAAAAAAAAAAAUCAAGAAUCAAGUUUAUCAUCUUGUGGUUAUGAAUUCCUUCUGAAGGAGCCCUGGAGUACCAGAUAAGAAUGUUGAGUAUAGUUGUACUUGUUGAAUCAAGAGUCGAUAUUGAGGGUACUUUACUGAAAUUAUAGCUUACUUGUGAUACUUACUGAAAGAGAGAUUAAGCAAUAAUUUGCUAAAGGGACAUUUCAUAUUAAACAAGCCUUUUGGCUAUUUUAACCGAAAGGGCAAAUCAUUUUACUUUGCAGUUAGAAUGCUAAAAAUAUCACAUAUCCUUUGAGUACACAUAGUUAAAAAAUCUCUUUUGAAACAUUUGGGGGGGUGGGGUCUUGUAAUGACUUAUAUAUAUAUAUAGUGGUAUUCAUAGGCGUGCGCACGGGGUGUGCCGGGUGUGCCUGGGCACACCCUAAUCCCCGCGGCACGCCUAUGUGUAUUGAGACCGGCAGGGGAGAUCUCAGGAUCUCCCCUGUCGGCUCAUGCAGAGCCGGCGCUAUCCGAGCGCUGGCUCUGCUCUCAGCCUCCCUCCCCACUGACCCACAUGCAGGGAGGGAGGCAGGAGAGGACCCGGCGGAGCUCUUGCCCGUAGCUCCGCCGGGUUCCUCUCGCGAGAUUUGAGCGUUGCAGGGGGCUAGAGUUCACUCUCCACUGGACCACCAGGGAUGGAAUCAGGAGCACGAUCCCCCCUCCCUACAAAAGGUAAGAAGGGAGGGGGGAUAGCAAUUAAUGUACCCCCACCUCCACCCCCACAAUCACCCACCCACAUACAACACACAUACAGCACACAUACAUACAACACCCACACACACAUACAGCACACACACAUACAACACCCACAGACAUACACAGCACCCACACACAUUCAGCACCCACAGACAUACACAGCACCCACACACAUACAGCACCCACAGACAUACACAGCACCCACAGACAUACAGCACCCACAGACAUACAGCACCCACACAAAUUCGGCACCCACAGACAUACAGCACCCACACACAUUCAGCACCCACACACAUUCAGCACCCACAGACAUACAGCACCCACAGACAUACAGCACCCACAGACAUACAGCACCCACAGACAUACACAGCACCCACACACAUUCAGCACCCACACACAUUCAGCACCCACAGACAUACAGCACCCACAGACAUACAGCACCCACACACAUACAGCACCCACAGACAUACACAGCACCCACACACAUACAGCACCCACAGCAUACACAUUACCCACACACAUACACAUUACCCACACACAUACAGCACCCACACACAUACAGCACCCACAGACACAGCACCCACAGACACAGCACCCACAGACAUACACAGCACCCACACACAUACAGCACCCACACACACAGCACGCACACACAUACAGCACCAACACAGCACCCACACACACAUACAGCACCCUCACAAACACACAAACAGCACCCUCACACACACACAGCACACUAACAGUACCCUCACAAACAGGACCCUAACACACACACAGCACACUACCAGUACCCUCACACACAAACAGCACCCUCACAAGCGCACACAAACACACACAAACCACACCCUCACACACAGUACAUUAACAGCAUCCUCACAAGCAUGCACACACAAACACCCUCACCCACAUAGCACACUACCAGCACCGUCACACACACAUCACACUAACAGCACCCUCACACAGCACACACACACACAGCAGUGUGUGUAUGUGUGUAUAUAUGUGUAUAUAUAUAUAUAUAUAUAUAUAUAUAUAUAUACACAUACAUACAUACAUACAUAUAUAUAUGCGGCGUGUGCUUGUGCUUUAGGGUGCACACCCUAAUGCAAUAGGCUGCGCACGCCUAUGGUGGUAUUUAUGGUUAGUAUGUACUGAUCAUUGUUCUAAUAAUCUCCCAGUCAUGCUGUUUGUUCAUGUUGCCUUGACAACAGUUGAAAGAAAACAUGCUUUAACGAUAUGUGUCAAUGUGUUAGUGAGCGUCAAGAUGAAUAACUGGGUCUGUGUUACACAAUAGGGCAGCAAGUCUAUCGAUAUUACAGCAAUAAGAGGAAUCCAUUGUGAAAAUGAUGGCCGGGUAACAUACUAACAGCUUGAAAAGCAUAAAAUUCAAAUAAGUCACCAUUUUCACAGAUUCCAUUUUUGGUGUUGGCCCACAAGACAAUAAAUAUAACCGAUUAAAGCAAUAUCUCUUUAUAAACAAAAAAAAAAAUUCCUUCUUCACUCUAAAAUGAUGAUAUAAUUACUCUCUGGAUAAACAGCUGUUAUUGAUAAUGACUAUUAUAUAAACUAGUAAAGCCAUAUAUAUCCAGCGUUGAAAAGAAAUACAUUUAUGAGCUCUUUUUAAUGUGUCGUAUUUGGCUAAUUGUAUUUUACCGUGACACCCAUGGCAUGUUUAACCCUUAACGGGUUAAAAUCUCCCAAUGAUAUUGACAGAAGCACUUCUUUAGACAAAUUACAUGUUCAAGCAUUUUGUUUCUGGGCAUGCGACCUUAAAGGGGAGCUGUCCCGUCCCAUAUGUUUUAAUUUUGUGUUUAUUUAGCCCUGUCUUUAACAAUUGAGUAAUGUUUUCCUAUGGGCCGCUUGAAUGCACGCACAGCUCUGACCGCGGAUGCGCAUUUGUAGCUGACGUCGGCAGGGAGAGGAGAGGUCACCAGCGCCGAGGGAGCCCGGCGCUGGAUUAAGGUAAGUGGCUGAAGGGGUUUUAACCCUUUCAGCCUAGUGGGAGGGGGCUCCGAGGGAGGGGGGGAACCUAAUAACCCUAUAGUGCCAGGAAAACAAGUUUGUUUUCCUGGCACUAUAGUGCUCCUUUAACCCCUUAAGGACACAUGACGGAAUUAUUCCGUCAUGAUUCCAUUUUAUUUCUGAAGUUGUGUCCUUAAGGGGUUAAGAAUAAAUCCAAAGAAGAAUGGGCAUAGAGUUAAUCUGUCCUAUAACCUUUAUUUGUGAAUGAUGAUAUCAAAUGUUUCUCAUACAUUGAUACAUGCAUUAAAGAUUGUCUGUGGUGUGGCAGCAAUAAAAAGCAAUAGAGAGCCGGUUGUACAUGUCAUGUAUAGCAACGUUUAGCAAUACAUCAAGAGACAUUUCAACGAGCUACCAUGGACUGACUUGUUGAUCGCUAGAUAAUUGACUGAUAUUCGCCAUAUCAGCAUUGUGGUAGCAAUCAGUGUUAAAAUAAAUCAACUGAAAAGAUUGAUUGAAAAAAAAUCAAUGCUGUAAGAAAACAAAUUCACUAAGAAAGUAAGAAAUGGAUUCUGAUCUCUACACUGAGCACCUGUCAAUAGGCUUUAAAAAAUCUUUUUCUGUUAUAUUUGCCCUGAGAUGUUAAUCAUAAUUUAAAUGUUGACACACUAAGGGAUUUAUUUAACAGUUCUGCUAUUAGGGUGAAGCAGUGAAAGUAGAAAAAAAAAUCUGUCUGAAAGGUUUUACCUAAAUCUAACAACUUGGCUGUGGAUUCAAAAUCCCUACUUAUGAUCUCAAUAGUUUUGUUUUAGAACGUCAUUAUAGAAGGGUUUCUUUGAGAAUGUCGUUGGAUAUCUUUAUUCCAGUCAUUUUUUGGUAAUGCUAUGGCGUGGGAGAGUGUAUUAAGAUGAUUAAGAUUGAUUAAGAUGUCCUAUGAUUUGGCUUGUUAUUAUGUUGUUAUUAAAAAAUCUAAUAUGAUGUUUUUGUUUUCCACAGUUUCCAAGGUCGAAGCGCAGAAUUCAUCAUCCGCUCUUGAGAUACUCAAUAGUUUGAUCCAGCAACUAGUACAAUUGAUUCAGAACCUAAUAAAUCAGUUAAACCCUACAACAACAGCUGCCCCUGUAACCACUUUAACUAGUAGCUCGACUAUAAGUACAGCUACGCAGCCUAGCACUGGGACUAUUAGUCAGGCUACAAUAACUAUGACAACUGCUGCAUCUUCCAGCAGCAGCCUUACAACUGCCACCAGUAGCAGCCAAUCCACUGGAAAAACUGAUAGCCCACUAUCAUCAGCUAAUGUGGGGACAACAGUCAGUCACCAGUCAACAGCUACCAGCAGCAUUGCAGUCUCUUCAACUAUUGGGAGUGACACUAGUAGCCAAUCUCUUUUAGCCAGCACAGAGACAUCUUCAAACACUGGGGGCAGCAGUCAAUCACCUUCCACAAGCUACACUUUGAACUCUCCCAUUUCAGAUACUAGCAGUCAAUCAUCAUUAGUCAACACAGAGACAUCAUUCAAUAGUGCUACCAAUAGCCAAUCUGAUUCCACUAUUAACACUCUAAGCUCUUCUGGUACAGAGACCAGCAGUCAAUCACCAUCAGUCAACACAGGGAUAUCGCCCAAUACUGCUACCAAUAGCCAAUCUGAAUCCACUACUAACACUCUAACAUCUUCUGGUACAGAGACCAGCAGUCAAUCACCAUCAGUCAACACAGGGACAUCGUCCAAUAUCGCUACUAAUCACCAAUCAGAAUCGACCAUCAACACUCUAACCUCUCCUGAUACAGAGACCAGCAGUCAAUCACCAUCAGCCAACACAGGGACAUCUUCCAAUAUUGCUACCACCAGUCAAUCAGAAUCCAUUACUAACACUAUAACCUCUUCUGGUACAGAGUCCAGCAGUCAACCAUCAUUAACCAGCACAGGAACAUCAUCCAAUACUGCUACCAAAAGCCAAUCAGAAUCCACCAUCAACACUCUAACCUCUCCUAGUAUAGAGACCAGCAGUCAAUCACCAUCAGCCAACACAGGGACAUCAUCCAAUACUGCUACCAACAACCAAUCAGAAUCCACCAUUAACACUCUAACCUCUCCUGGUACAAAGACCAGCAGUCAACCACCAUUAGUCAACACAGAGACAUCGUUCAAUAGUGCUACCAAUAGCCAAUCUGGCUCCACUACUAACACUCUAAGCUCUUCUGGUAUAGAGACCAGCAGUCAAUCACCAUCAGCAAACACAGGGACAUCGUCCAAUACUGCUACCAGGAGUCAAUCAGAAUCCAUUACUAACACUCUAACCUCUUCUGGUACAGAGACCAGCAGUCAACCAUCAUUAACCAGCACAGGAACAUCAUCCAAUACUGCUACCAACAGCCAAUCAGAAUCCAUCAUCAACACUCUAACCUCUUCUGGUACAGAGACCAGCAGUCAAUCAUCAUCAGUCAACACAGAUACAUCAUUCAAUACUGCUACUAACAGCCAAUCAGAAUCCAGUACUAACACUCUAAGCUCUUCUGGUACUGGCUCAGAGACCAGCAGUCAAUCACCAUCAGUCAACACAGGGACAUCAUCCAAUACUGCUACUAAUCACCAAUCAGAAUCCACCAUCAACACUCUAACCUCUUCUGGUACAGAGACCAGCAGUCAAUCAUCAUCAGUCAACACAGAUACAUCAUCCAAUACUGCUACCAACAACCAAUCAGAAUCCACCAUUAACACUCUAACUUUUCCUAGUACAGAGACCAGCAGUCUACCAUCAUCACCCAGCACAGGAACAUCAUCCAAUACUGCUACCAACAGCCAAUCAGAAUCCACUACUAACACUCUAGGCUCUUCUGGUACAGAGACCAGGAGUCAAUCACCAUUAGUCAACACAGGGACAUCAUCCAAUACUGCUACUAUUCACCAAUCAGAAUCCACCAUCAACACUCUAACCUCUUCUGGUACAGAGACCAGCAGUCAAUCAUCAUCAGUCAACACAGAUACAUCAUUCAAUACUGCUACUAACAGCCAAUCAGAAUCCAGUACUAACACUCUAAGCUCUUCUGGUACUGGCUCAGAGACCAGCAGUCAAUCACCAUCAGUCAACACAGGGACAUCAUCCAAUACUGCUUCCAAGAGCCAAUCAGAAUCCACUACUAACACUCUAGGCUCUUCUGGUACAGAGACCAGCAGUCAGUCACCAUUAGUCAACACAGGGACAUCGGCCAAUGCUGCUACUAAUAACCAAUCAGAAUCCACCAUUAACACUCUAACUUUUCCUAGUACAGAGACCAGCAAUCAACCAUCAUCACCCAGCACAGGAACAUCAUCCAAUACUGCUACCAACAGCCAAUCAGAAUCCACUACUAACACUCUAACCUCUUCUGGUACAGAGACCAGCAGUCAAUCAUCAUCAGUCAACACAGAGACAUCUUCCAAUACUGCUACCAACAGUCAAUCAGAAUCCAUUACUAACACUCUAACCUCUUCUGGUACAGAGACCAGCAGUCUACCAUCAUCACCCAGCACAGGAACAUCAUCCAAUACUGCUACCAGCAGCCAAUCAGAGUCAACUACUAACACUCUAAGCUCUUCUGGUACUGGUACAGAGACCAGCAGUCAAUCACCAUCAGCCAACACAGGGUCAUCUUCCAAUACUGCUACCAACAGUCAAUCAGAAUCCAUUACUAAGACUCUAACCUCUUCUGGUACAGAGACCAGCAGUCUACCAUCAUCACCCAGCACAGGAACAUCAUCCAAUACUCCUACCAACAGCCAAUCAGAAUCCACCAUUAACACUCUAACCUCUUCUGGUACAGAGACCAGCAGUCAGCCAUCAUCAGCCAGCACAGGAACAUCAUCCAAUACUGCUAGCAACAGCCAAUCAGAAUCCACUACUAACAUUCUAACCUCUUCUGGUACAGAGACCAGCAGUCAACCACCAUCAGCCAACAUAGGUACAUCAUCCAGUACUGCUACCAACAGCCAAUCAGAAUCCACUAUUAACACUCCAACCUCUUCAAUACCCACUGGCAACACUCCUAACUCAUCUAUUACUUUCACAGAUAGUCACACAUCAGCCAGUACUGUGACAUCUACUGACACUGGAACUAGUAGUCAGCUAACAUCCAGUAAUAGUCAAUCACCAUCAAGCAACACAGGGGCAACUGUAAUUGUGGCAAACAAUACCCAAUCAACAUCCACAAGCAAAACUGUGAACCCUUCAAGUACUGCUAUCACCAGUCAACUUUCAUCUUCCAGUACAGGAUUUCCAAAUGCCACAAGUUUAACCACUACAGUGACUACUGUCAGUGUUGUGUCAUCAAAUACAAUGACCACUGCCACUAGUGCAACUACUGCUUCAUCAGGACAGACAGUAACUUCAUUUAAAACAUCUUUGAGCAAACCAACAGGAACAAAUAAUACAAUGACCUCUACCACUGGUACAGGUAGCAUAUCAACUUCAAGCACAAAAGCCAAUGUUCCAACCACAAGCAAUGCACUGACCUCAUCAAGCACUGUGACCCAACAAGCACCAACAAGUGGAACUAAAAGUGUUACAAAUAAAACUAUCACUAGUACAACUGCAACCUCUUCAACUACUGGUAAGUUUUUCUACAAAGACUGCCAUAUUGAAUUGAAAUAAAACAAAUAAAAAGCUAAGUUACUUAACUAUAUAUUUUUUCUUUUUCCUUUUAGUGAGCUCGGCAAGCGCUGUGCUUCCCAACUGGGCCAUAUUUCUCAUCGCUUUGGCGGUCAGCAUUGGUACACGGUCACACUUAUUAGUACAACCUUUCUUGUAAGUGUGUACUUUCAAACUGGUUUUCACUAACAUGUAAUGUGUACUUAAUUUCUAAAUGUUCUAAAAUCACUGCAAAUUGACCCUUUUAAAAUAAAUCACAUACAUUUUCUUUCUUUUAAGAUUGAACAACAAUUUUUUCUCAAUAGUGACCUCGUAUUUUUUUUAUUUCUUUUUUUUAUUUUACAGUGGUAAAAGUCAACCAGAGUAAUACUUUUUUGUGUGUUUUCUAACAAUGCAGAAAUAAGUCAAGCACAAUCAACCAUUUUCCACAUGUGGUGUGUUGACUCUUUAGCAGUUAACUGGCUUCUACUAUAAACACACUAAGCAGUUGCCUAGCAGGACACUUAUUUUACUGGCCAUUGAUAACAGUUAUUUGUGUCUAACCUUGUCCAUAUGCCAUGCAUACCAAAUAUCCAAUUUUUUGUGUGAAAUUCCCGAUUUUUGUUUUACUGUCAUGCCAUCCCAACUUAGUUCCUUGGUGUCCCGCUUUUCUUGGAUCUGUCCCCUAUGAUGCGCUUGUGUUAUGUUAAGGGCAAUAGGAUCCUGCAGAGAACACUGUGUGGUACUCCCUGCAAGUCCUGCCCAUGGUGGACUGGCAUUAGAUGAUUAAAAGACUUAAUCUUUCUUGGAGGGUGCACCCCCUUUGGAAAGCACCGGUGACGUGAUCACAUUACUUGUCCACUCUCUUUAACCGCCUCCCAUUGGCGUGCCAGAGUUGGGAGAUAUGAUAUUCAACUCAUGCCAUGUCCUAUUUUUAUUUUAAAAUUCUAAUAUUUUUUGAAUGUUUUGGGAAAAUAUUAAUGCAAAUGAGCCUCAAGAAGUAUAUAUGGUGUUGUUUUAUAGUGUGCCUGUCUUAUUAAACAUGACUUGGUAUCAGUAAAGUAGAAUAAACCUAUAUUCCUAAUGUCUAGUUAAUGUAUAGAUUAAAAGGUAUUUCAAUAAACAUCUUUCUGAUGUGUUUCAAAUACGGGUAAAUAAUUGGCAUAGCAGUAAAGGCAAAGGACGCUGAAUGACAAUAAGCAUUGAGCAACUAUUCAUAUUCAACUCAUAGCAUUCAUUUGGACCUCGAAAUUAUCGGAUGCCACAUGUAUUAUUUGGGGGUGCUGCCACCUUAGCCUUUCCUGAAUGCCUUUUAAUCUAUACACUCAUCAAGACAAGACAGUGAGGGAGACAGACAUGUCAUUGGUGUGUUCUUUAUUCUUUUAUAUACAAUGUUUUUUGUUUUGUUUCGUUUUUUUAAUUACAGUUAAGAUUGACAUUUAAAUAUUUUCUAGAAAAUCUUUACUUACUCACCAUUCACUUUUAUUCUCAGAUUGUCUAUUGUGUGAGAAGAUUUGCUGGUAUCAACUGAUUUGAAACAAUUGUAUAUAUGGACAGUUGAGUCGUCCGACUCGGGAAAGAAGCACAGUCCUUUUCCAGCUAGUCACUGUGUGUGAUUUGUUUCCAGGACAGCAGUGGCGUCUCUAGGAUUCAUUUUUAGGGGGGGCACAUGGUGGGCCAGGGACAAAAGUAGGGGGGCACAUUUAACCCCGCCCUCGUCACAGUUUGACCCCGCCCCUGUCGCAUGUUAAGCCCUGCCCCCGACACAAUGUGUUGUUUGUUUUUUUUAAUAAUCCCUGGUGGAGGACUCAUUAUUUUCCACCAGGGAUUAUUAAAAAACCAAACACAUUUCCCUUGAUACAGUGCCAUAGUUGCCAACAUUUGAAAAAAAAAUUCAAGGACAUUUUGCAGCACAGCUAUCAAUUACUGUCUGUGUAUAAUAUCCUUGGACAGUCAGUGCUCUCUGUAUAAUACAGGGUUGUGUGUAUAAUAAAUUGGGACAGUCAGCGGUCCCUGUACAGUGCUGCUCUCUGUUUAAUACAUGGCUGUGUGUAUAAUAUCCUGGGAGAGUCAGUGCUCCCUGUAUAGUGCUGCUCUCUGUAUAAUACAGGUCUGUUUGUGUAUAAUAUCCCAAGACAGAGAGCAGCACUAUACAGGGAACACUGACUGUUCCAUGAUAUUAUACAGACACAGACCUGUUUUAUACAAAGAGCAGCACUAUACAGGAAGCACUGACUAUCCUGGGAUAUUAUACACACACAGAUCUGUAUUAUACAGAGAACAGCACUAUGGUAUUAUACAGAUAGCUGAGCAUAUACCCCAUGUCCCAAUCUCUAGACUACUAGUACCUGUCAACAGCAGCUCCCAGACGCGUGUAACAGGGCUAAAGUGUGCGGCAGCUCACACAGAUGAUUCAGCGGUAAAGCGCACUCGCUGGCAGAGCCAAACUGGGAAUCCAAAGCAGCCCUGGAAAAAAAUGUAUGCCAUUCCUACAAGUCAAUAUAUAUAUAUAUAUAUAUAUAUAUAUAUAUAUAUAUAUAUAUAUAUAUAUAUAUAUAUAUUGUACAGUGAGCACACAAGUUCACUGACAUGCGCAAAUAGGCUCACUGACAAACAAAAAACUCUGACUCACACACAAGCUUAACACAGACAAACUCACUUGUAUAAAUACAAGACUCACUACAAAGAAGUUCAGGGACACACACAAGCUCACUAAAGACAAGCUCACUGACACACACAUGCUCACUAAAUAGAAGCUCACCUACACACACAAGCAGUACCGUCUUAACAGUGUUAAGGGCCCCGGGCAAAGCAGUGCACUGGGGCCCUUCCUACACAACAACUCACAGGAAUAAAAUUUUAAAUUAUUGAUAGACUGCUGAGUACCUACACACAGUACACUGAAUACGAACACAGAGAGACUGCUGAAUACACACACACAGAUUUCUGAAUGCACACAGACUCCUGAAUGCACACAGGCGUUGCUGAAUGCACACAGGCUGAUUUAUACACUUACACACAGACUGCUGAGUCCAUACACACACACACUGCUGAGUCCAUACACACACACAUACACACACAGACAUACAGAUUUCUGAGUCCACACACACAGACUGCUGAGUCCAAAUACACACAGACUGCUGAGUCCAUAUACACACACAGAUACACACAUACACAGAAUGCUGAGUCCAUACACAAAUACAGACUGCUGAGUCCAUACACACACACACUGCUGAGUCCAUACACACACAGACUGCUGAGUUCAUACACACACAGAGACGCAGAGACUGCUGAGUUCAUACACACAGACUGCUAAGUCCAUACACACACACACACAGACUGCUGAGUCCAUACACACAGAGACUGCUGAGUCCAGACACACACAGACUGCUGAGUCCAUACACACACACACACACACACACACAUACUGCUGAGUUCAUACACACACACACACAGACGCACAGACUGCUGAGUUCAUACACACACACAUACACACGCACAGACUGCUGAGUUCAUACACACACACACACACAGACUCCUGAGUCCAUACACACACACACAGACUGCUGAGUCCAUACACACAGAGACUGCUGAGUCCAUACACACACACACACAGACUGCUGAGUCCAUACACACAGAGAUUGCUGAGUCCAGACACACACAGAUUGCUGAGUCCAUACACACAGAGAUUGCUUAGUCCAGACACACACAGACUGCUGAGUCCAUAUACACACUCGGACUGCUGAGUCCAUACACACACACUGCCUGCUGAGUCCAUAUACACACACAGACUGCUGAGUCCAUGCACACACACAGACUGCUGAGUCCAUGCACACACACAAACUGCUGAGUCCAUACACACACAGACUGCUGAGUCCAUACACACACACAGACUGCUGAGUCCAUGCACACACACAGACUGCGUGCCGAGUCCAUACACACACACAUAGACUGCUGAGACCAUACACACACACAGACUGCUGAGUCCACACACACACACAGACACACACACAGACUGCUGAGUUCAUACACACACACACACAGACACACACACAGACUGCUGAGUUCAUACACACACACAGACUGCUGAGUUCAUACACACACACCCAGACACACAGACUGCAGAGUCCACACACACACAGACUGCUGAGUUCCACACACACACACACACACACACAGAGACUGCUGAGUCACACACACACACACACACACACACACAAAGACUGUUGAGUCCAUACACACACACACACACACCCAGAUGCUGAGUCCAUACACACACACACACAGACUGCUAAGUCCACACACACACACACACACACACACACACACACACACAGCUGAGUCCACACACACACACACACAC